Molecule: messenger RNA, 100 nt
Organism: Peniophora sp. CBMAI 1063
Lineage: Eukaryota; Fungi; Basidiomycota; Agaricomycetes; Russulales; Peniophoraceae
Source: the annotation of a GenBank genome assembly
AUGCACGCCUUGAGUGCAGACGGGCGCUAUGCCCACGCGCGCGCCAUCCUCGGCCUGGAGCUGCACGAGAAGUUGCCUACCCUGAAGGUCUUGCUCGUCG